AUGGCUGCAAACGCCACCAGCAGAUGGCCCAGCGGCGUCAGUUUCAUGCCGUCGGCCAAAUACAUCAGCCCAAGCGGCGCUGUGCACACUUCCACAGUCACAAAUUCGGCCACAGGGGUUCCGGCCGGCACCACAGCGGGCCAAGAAGUCGGGCCGCGGGUUGGCGAUCCACACCUUGAGCACGUCGGUGGUGAUGCCGGUGGCGGCUAUGGCAAGCACGAGCCCGAGCAAUGCCGGCGCUGUAGGUGCUGCUUUGAGCGCAAAGCGGCGGCGGGCCGUUUGGGCUGCUAUUAUAAGCGCCAGGGGGAGAAGAUACGACACCAAGUAGAGUUUUGUGUCGGAAACACGUUCGUGGUAGGCAAAAGGGUGUUGGAGCGACGCGUCGUCAAGGCGAAACUGGCGGAAAAAGGGGCCAAGUGUUUCAAAGUAGGCGAAAAGCGCCACCGUGAGGAUACUGGCGGCUAUCCAGUCCUGCGCUAG
This is a messenger RNA of Clavispora lusitaniae ATCC 42720, 480 nucleotides long. The record is from RefSeq and is a predicted model, not a curated record. Lineage: Eukaryota; Fungi; Ascomycota; Pichiomycetes; Serinales; Metschnikowiaceae.